Messenger RNA from Peromyscus californicus insignis, 3704 nucleotides. RefSeq names its product putative vomeronasal receptor-like protein 4. The record is from RefSeq and is a predicted model, not a curated record. Gene Ontology annotation, biological process: G protein-coupled receptor signaling pathway. Gene Ontology annotation, molecular function: pheromone receptor activity. NCBI's taxonomy places the organism in Eukaryota, Metazoa, Chordata, Mammalia, Rodentia, Cricetidae. The transcript has a single exon. The coding region runs from base 2602 to 3504 and encodes 300 amino acids. Gene Ontology annotation, cellular component: membrane.
CAGGGCUGCCCAAAAGAAAAGAAACAAAGAAAACAUUUAGCAUAUUUGCCCCUCCUUCCUCUGACACUCUUCAUUUUACUCUGUGGUAAUAAAAAAGUAACUUCUUGGAUGUCUUAAGUGAAUAACAAAUCUGAUUCUGAGAUAUGGACUAUUGGCAAGGUGAAAAAAUAAAUACCCAUAGAAAAGCAGGAAAAAUAGACAAAAGAAAAGACUUGAUGAGUCCAUAAAGGCACUGAGGCAUAUACAGUGACAAAAUAAUGAAUCAUUUUAUAGUCCAGACUUAUUACUUAAAACAGAUGUGCUAGCUAAAGCUGGUCGCAUCCUGCAUUACAUGACAGACUAAGGUUGGGUAGGCCUUUAACAGUGCACUGCUUCAGUCUUUACUCUCUCCAUUUGUCAUCUGUCAGAAGAAACAAGGCUCAAAAGGCAGCAACUGACGUACCUGAAGUCAUGGGGCUGCCUAGUACCGAGGAGGGAAGCAGCUGUGCUGUCAGAAACCUUCAGGACAGAGAGGUCUGCUGCACUCGUUUAAAAAUUAGAAGAUAGUAAAGGCCAGAGAGAACAAGGCAACACAAGAUGACUUGUAGAAUUUCAUUCUGAACAUACAGAAUGCAUGCAAAGCGCAGUAACCUAGGGAUAGGCUCAGGCAUCCUGGAGUCUUUGAUUCCUGAGAAACAGUCCCAAGUCUUAUAUGGCUUCAUAGCUGAGAGUCAUAGAACACUUUCCUUGACUAAAACAUUCCACCCCGCAGUGAAGCUCUUUAAGCAAAAAGGUAAACAAUUCAAAAGAGCUUCAGAAAAUCCCUAAAUCCAACCAGAUCCACCAGGCUCCUCCUUGCCAGAGUAAACAAGGAAAGCUGAAAGUCUUUCUCAGGCUAACUGAGCUAAGCUAUGAAAAAGAUGAACUACAAAAAAAGACUCAGACUCUCAGCCAAGCUGCAAAGAAGACCGAGGCCAGACCAGCUGCCUGGGAGAAGCAGAAACCAGCCUGGCUGCCUGGAAGAGGUUUAGACCAACUGAGUCACUUGGAGAGGACAGUCUCCAACCUGUCCCGCAGCCUGUGGUGUGCUCCAGGUUUCCCUGCAUUUGUGAGAUGUUGCUCAUGCUGGGUGAGCCUCAGUGAUGCAGUUGUCUUUGAGUCAUCCUGUAAGUAAUCCCUCACCCAUACUCUUGUAAGUAACGCAAGAGAAUUCAUUGGUUCACCAAGUUGGACUUUGUUGGUAUCCACUGAAGAUGACCCCUGCACAGCAGGGGUUCCCUUGGGGACCAGAUUAGGCACAAACCCUACCCAAACACCUGUUUUCACAGAGAGAUCCUUUAUCACAGCUGUAAUUCUCAGAAAGAGAAAAUAGGGGAGGUCUCUGUUAGAAUGGGCUAGGAUUUGGUGGUAUGUUUUGAUUGGACAUGAUAAUUAGGUGAACCAAAGGGGCUUUUGCUGGACUUUAAUACUUUGAUAGCUGGACUUUGGUAUUCAGCCUCGGGAGGAGGAAAUGGUCAAAUAAGGGAACAGACCUCGGUGGCUAGCCUUAGAAAUGUAAUCCAACAGUUUUUAGCAAGGCAGACAGAAUCUGGUAGAAGGGCAAGGCCUGCUAGAGCCAUGCUUGCCACGCUUGAGCUGGCCAGUCCCUUCAUCCAUACUUUGGUCUGUUGUGGGAUCCCUGUCUGGGGUGAGUAGAUGUGUGUUGCAUCUCCCCAGGAAAAGCUUUGUCACACAACAGUGAGACACCAGGUUGGCACUCACAGAUAACAAAAAACAAACCCCUCAACUAGGCACAUCCAGUAAACCCAGCACUUGGGAGGUGGGGGCAGGAAGAUUAACAGUUCAAGUUCAUCCUCACCUACAUACCAAGGUCAAAGCCAGCUCAACAGGUUAGUAGGUCUUACUCUGUUCUUGGAAGCUUGGAGGAUCUCUGCUUCUUUCAGGCAUCUAGGUUUGUCUGAAAAUAUUUGUCAGAAGUCCUGUUUAUAUACAGGUUGGGAGGGGUGGGGGAUCAGUUUCAGGGACGUCCUGCAACUACUGAGUUGUUUACUUCCCGUAUUUAAUGAGCUUCCUUCCCUGUAGAAUGAAAUGUUUCACUCCACCCCCUUAGAACACUUUUUACCUCCCUUUAACAUCAUGUAUCUUAAGGAGCUUCGCUCCAAGAAGGAAAGUCUUAAUCUUGGAGAAAACUGAUACACAACAGGUGUGCAGAGUGAAAACAAAAGAGAAGCCAAUACUUGGGACCACACCUGUUUAAAAACAUUUACUGUGCAAUAGUGCUCAUGUUUAGUUUUUUUCUAGGAAAAAAAAUGAUCAUGUAAAUUUUAGAAGUGAGGAACACAAAGAGGUAUUUUUUUUUUUGGAAAAGCAAAUAGAUGAAUUAAUGUGGGAUUUGUGUCUAAAAUAUCACUAUUAUCAGCAUGUCAGUGAAAAUAAGAAAAUGAAAAAGAAGAAAAGCAAAGACAAUAAUCAUGUGCCUGCUAGAAAAGAACCAUGUACAUGUUCAUAUUUCAUAAAUUUCUCAUGUAACAUAGAGACAAUCCAGGGAGGUGAAGUAUGUUAGCUUCACUCAUUUGUGUUUCCCAAAAUGUAUUUCCCUAGUUCUCACCGUGAAGUCAAAAGAUGAUCUGGAGUGACCUCAUCCAGCAACUAAUCUUCCUUUCUCUUUCUGGACUUGGAAUUUUAGGAAACAUCCUUUUAUUUAUAAGACAUGUACAUAUGUUUAUCAUGGGUUCUAAGAAAAAACCGAUAGACCUUAUCUUCACUCACCUGGCAAUUUCAAAUGUAAUCAUUCUUUAUACUUCAGGGGUCAGAUACAUAGCCACAGACUUUCAUUUCAAAAAUGUUCUGGGGGAUGCAGGUUGUAAAGCUGUGGUUUAUCUGGCAAGGGUGGCCCGGGGCCUCUCCAUCUGCACCACCUGUCUCCUCAGCGUGGUCCAGGCUGUCACCAUCGGUCCCAGGACUUCCUUGUGGAGAAAGCUCAAACCACAGACCUCAUGGCAAGUUCUUCCCUUUCUCCUCCUCCUUUGGAUCUUUAAUGUUCUCAUAAGCUCCAACUUGCUUUAUCACAUCACAGCAGGCAGCAGUCUGAAUAGCUCUAGAGCUGGGGCAUACAGAAAGUAUUGCUAUAUGCUGCCAUCCGGGUAUACAGUUAAAUGGCUUUUUCUGUCUCUCAUGGCUCUUCGUGAUGUCAUCUUUCAAAGUCUCAUGGGCUGGAGCAGUGGGUACAUGGCAUUCCACCUGUAUAGACAUCACAAGCGUGUCCUCUACCUUCACAGCUCCGGGUUUGCAAAUAGGGCCAGCCCAGAAGUCAGAGCUACAUGGAGUGUUCUCGUUCUUAUGACCUGUUUCCUCCUCUAUUACUUGGGAGAUUUCAUUUCCUCCUUCUACAUUGGUUCUGUCUUCACACUUGAUUCCAUAAUACUAAAUGCUAAAUUGUUUCUAGGAGUUGGCUAUGCUGCUCUCAGCCCCUUUAUCCUGAUAAUAAAGGAUUUCCACUUGGCUAGCUGCUGGCAUGCUCUCUGAGGAGUCAGGAUGUUCUGUAACAACCCCUCCAGCUAAUAAAGUGGGAGAAUCACCAGACGCUGCACAUUGUGACUUAAGAAAAGGACAGAGGGAAGAUUAAGGAGUAGCCCCAGACUUCUUGCAGUGCAUGUGGAGUUAACAAGUCAUCCUACAGCUUCUCUCAAUUGACAGAGAGAGAGAGAGAGAGAGAGAGAGAGAGA